CGAAAAUCUUGUAAUACCGAAUAUUAAUACAGGCAAUCUAAGACCAAUAGCUCACCUGAGAGCACAGUUGAUACGUCACAGCUAUGGCAUCCUCCACUGGUCCCCUGUCAGAGGAGCUUCAGUGCUCUAUCUGUUUGGAUGUGUUCACUGAUCCAGUCACCACUCCAUGUGGACACAACUUCUGUAAGAACUGCCUGAAACAGUGUUGGGAAAAUAGUCUGGCCUUAAACUGCCCAUUAUGUAAAGAAACAUUCUGUAAAAGACCCGACCUUAAGAUCAACACAGCACUUAGACAGGUUGUGCAAAUCAUCAAGGAAAAGUCACAGAAAAAAUUGGAGGUACUCUGUGACAUCUGUGAUGAUAAAAAGAUGAAAGCUCUGAAGUUGUGCCUGGUGUGUCAGACAUCUUACUGUGAAACUCACCUGGAGCCUCAUCAUAGAGUGCAAAAUUUAAAGAAACAUAAACUGAUUGAUCCUGUGAAGAAUCUUGAGGACUAUAUAUGUCAGAAACAUGAGAAAUAUAUGGAGCUGUUCUGUCGAGAUGAUCAGACAUGUGUGUGCUUGCUCUGCGCUGUGACAGACCACAAGACUCACAACACUGUUGUUAUAGAGACGGAGAGUGUAAAGAGAAAGACUCAGCUGAUGAAAAUGCAGAAAGAUGUGCAACAGAUGAUCCAGGACAGAAUGAAGAGAAUUCAAGACAUAAGAUACUCAGCAGACCUCAGAAGAAAAAGCACAGAGGAAGAGAUAGCAUGCAAUGUUGAGCUCUUCACUGCUCUGAUGCGCUCCAUUGAGAGCUGUCAGACUGAGCUGCUUGAGAUGAUGGAGGAGAAGCGGAAAGCAGACGAGAAACAGACUGAGGGGCUCAUUAAAGAGCUGGAGCAGGAGAUCACUGAGUUAAAGUGGAGUGACACUGAGCUGGAGCAGCUCUUAUACACUGAUGAUCACCUAUAUCUCUUACAGAUUUACCCAUUCCUGUGCAGCCCUGUGAACACCAAUAACUGGCCUGAGACCAGUACAAUUAACACUGAGCUGAGUGUUGAACCUCUGAUAAGAGCUCUGAGUCAACUGCAGAAGACUCUAGAUGAGAAACUCUGUCAAACUGUGCUGAAGAAAAUGCAGCAAUAUGCAGUGGAUGUGACUCUGGAUCCUGACACAGCUUCUCCAUAUCUUAUCCUGUCUGAUAAUGGAAAAGAAGUGAGAGAUGGAGACAUUAAGCAGAAACUCCCAGAUAACCCAGAGAGAUUUGAUACUUGUCUUUGUGUACUAGCAAAAGAGGAAUUCUCCUCAGGGAGAUUUUAUUUCAAGGUGCAGGUGAAGGGGAAAACUGAAUGGGAUAUAGGAGUGGCCAGAGAAUCCAUUAACAGGAAGGGAAAGAUCACAGUGACUCCUCAGAAUGGAUACUGGAGUGUAGCUCUGAGGAAUGGGAAUCAGUACCAGGCAUCUGAGUCUUCCACACUCUAUCUCUCUGUACGAGUGAAGCCACAGGUGUUGGGUGUGUUUGUGGAUUAUGAGGAGGGUCUGGUCUCUUUUUAUGAUGUGGUGUCCAUGUCUCAUAUCCACUCUUUCACUGGUCAGUCAUUCACUGAGAAACUCUAUCCAUACUUUAGCCCUGGUAAUAGUAAAAAAGGUAAAAAUUCAACACCACUUAUCAUCUCAUAGAUACAGUCAAUGAUUUCAUUACCAAAAUAUGAAGUUCACAAUUAAAAUAGUGCUAGUUUUGUUGUGUAGCUGAAAAUAGUAAAAAUAUGUAUGUGGUUUUCAAGCAAUGAGAAUGAUAUGUCAACUGAUUUUUUCUUUAUAGUGUUUCACUGAUUCUUGAGACUAAACAUAUUUGAAAACUGAGUUUGUAUUUUUUUUUAAUACUAAAUUAAUUUGAAAUGGAUAAAUUUCUGGACAAUGGUCUCAGCAAACGAAACAUGUACGUGAACAGGUUUUUAUAAAAAUUUGGAAAAUGGACAUUUAUUCACUUCAUAAUUUACAUCAUGCUAUAUUUUGUGUCAACCCCAUCAGACACACUAAAAGCAUACUGUUUAAAUCUGAUCCAUCCAACAAGAGUGUAAAGUCUUUAAUUAUCUAAUAAUGGUGUUCAAUAAAGGAGUUAAGUGAUGAAAUACA
Molecule: messenger RNA, 2117 nt
Organism: Myxocyprinus asiaticus (Chinese sucker)
Lineage: Eukaryota; Metazoa; Chordata; Actinopteri; Cypriniformes; Catostomidae
Product: E3 ubiquitin-protein ligase TRIM39-like
Exons: 8
Coding region: 84-1661 (525 amino acids)
Molecular function (GO): zinc ion binding; protein binding
Source: RefSeq, a predicted model, not a curated record